Darwinula stevensoni is the source of this 1488-nucleotide messenger RNA. Lineage: Eukaryota; Metazoa; Arthropoda; Ostracoda; Podocopida; Darwinulidae. The record is from the annotation of a GenBank genome assembly.
AUGAAUCUGAUUCACAUCUAUGCUCCCAUGGACAUCUUCAACCAUGUUGUGGAUGCAAUUCUGUAUGGAAAAACAGAGAAAGAUGGGUCAGUGGCUGUUUGUUAUGUGACUUCCACAAAGGGAAAUAGUGGUCAUUCUCAUGAAAAAAACAAAGAAGCAGGAGCUUUGAGUCAUCAAGAUGUUAUUAUUGGAUUUCUCACAUCUGAGGCAAGAAGAUCAAGGAUUUCCACAGUGGUGAAUGGUAUGCCAAAGAAUGACAUUUUUGUGGUGAUGGACACAUCAGGAGGUGAUGUAGUAGUGUUGGAUGUUUUCAUGAAUGGCAUCGAGCUGGAUUCAGUUGACAUCACAUGUUCGCUUUACAGCCCAACUGACUUCCUUGUUUCCCAGGGUCCAUUUGAACAGCUUUUGAAGGAACAGAGCCCAGUUAUCUGCAGUUUCUUCUGUCAGCUGUACUCAAAAGUGAGGCAGCUUUCAUCAGCCAUGCGUGAUCUCACUGGUAGAUUCAGGAUUCGUGGCAUCAACUUUGUGGCAUGCACAGCUCUGGAUGUGAUGAUGGGUUACUGGAUCGUACAAUAUCUACAGAACCUUUUUACUGAGAGGGAUCUGCUCGAUUUUUUUCUCCUAUGUGCAGAUAGUGUGGUCAGCUAUUUACAAAAUGUGCUUAAUUGGAUCAUGGGAGUCCCAGUUGGACUGAAACUGAAUGCCCCACUAAACUCUGCAUUGGGGAAUUUCUUCCUUUAUCACAUUUAUUUGUGGAAGACAUAUAUAGUGGUCAUUCGUCCAAUGCUGCUAUGGCUUUUUGGAGUAAUGAUUACUAUGGGUCACAUGGGAGUCAGCUUCCAAAUCUGCAUUCUUCGGGAUCUCCUUGCACUGGCCACAUUCCAUGUCUACUGCUUCUAUGUCUAUGCUGCCAGGUUAUACAACUUACUAGUGGCAGCACUUGCAUCAUUGUGGAGAUUGUUCAGAGGAAAAAAGUGGAACCCGCUCAGGGAACGGGUGGAUUCUUGUUCAUAUGAUGUGGACCAGCUGUUUGUUGGCACUCUAGGUUUUACAGUACUCCUCUUCCUCCUCCCAACAGCACUUGUCUACUACAUUGUGUUUGCUUCACUUCGCAUGAUCAUUCUGUGCCUGGAAGGAGCCUUGUCUCGUAUCUGUUACCUUCUCAAUGUCCUUCCCCUCCAAACCAUUCUCCUUUGGUUCUGCAGAUCACCACAACUAGCAGGUGGAAUCAGAUUAGAGCCACUCUCACGCAGCACGACUUCCUUGAGGUACUCCCAAGUGAAUCUCAGAAUACAGGUGGUUGUAGAUGGAUUCUGGCAUGCCCUCUCCAGUUCUGUUCCCAUUGUGUUCCCACGCCAUGAAGCUUUACCUUGGAAAGAUGUGCUACACUCACUCAUCAUUGGGAAAAUUAUCUACCCCUUAUGAGAAAGCUUCCUGCCAAAAAGAAUGUGCUAUUUUGAUUUUUUUCAUGCAAAAUUCAUGAAGUAG